AUGAAGAACAGAAGGAGAGGAAAACUAAACGAAAGGGGCAAUACGCUGAGGACAAGUAAGUACCAGUUGCGAAGCAGAAAAAACGAUGCAGAACAAAAUGCACAGGAAGAAGAAUCUGAUGGAAACAGCAGCGAUGAAAGCGACUCCUCGCUUUCCUGCUCGUCCCAAUAUAUGACAAGGGAAGAAAAUAUAGACGACUAUGGAAGCAUCAAUGAUUUUCGAAGCGGUCAGCUGAAUGGAGAUAGACUUAGGUGUGAGGGAGAAAUAGGCAUAGAUCUCUGUAAUGAUGAAAAGAAGUACCAAAAGGAGGGGGCACACAGUGUGAAGAAGGUAUUGACCAAGGAGAGCCUGGUGUACGAUCACUACAAAAAGAAGGAUAUUCUCCUCAGCCUGUGGUGGAAAAACAUGAUAGACCUAUAUUCAGAUAUUUUAAUAACUAACGUAUACAGCAACGUAAGCAAUGUGGAUGUGGUAAAUAUGAAUCGCAAGCAGAAGGAAAAAAAGUACCAGUACUUAAACGAAGGUAUUGUCCUCUUUCACAAUUCCAGUAGGAGAGAAAAUUACAAAAUGAGCAUACUACGAGUCGUCACAAAGGAAGAAGUAAACAAGAAGAACGAGAAAGAAAUAUUCUACUCAUCAGCCCUCAAAGAUAACACCGUCGAUGAUUCUUUUAAAAAAUAUUAUAAAAAUAAAUAUAAGCAUAUCCCAGUUAUUAAGAGGUACAACUGUUUGAAUAUUCCAUACUACUGCACCAAUUCUAGCAUCCUGUACUGUGGAAAGGAUGUGAUGAAGAACCAGGUGGAAACAAACUGUGUGGGGGAAGACGCAGGAAAAGUGAUCAUAGCAAGUAAAUCCAUAAGGGGAAAUAUAUUUCUCUACAACAUUGGAAAAACAAUCGAUAGGAUUAACAGGAUGGAAGAUGAUGAAGCUGUGGAUGGAGAAUUGUGUGAAGAUGGAGAUGGGACUAUAACCGAAGAAAUGGACAACCAUAGUAACGCUACCGAGGGAGAAGGAUACACCGACAGUGAAGGUAGCAGUAGUAGUAGUCUAGUGGAGGAUGAUGACGACGAGGACGAAGAGGAUGAGGAGGAAGGGAAAGAACAACUGUACAAUUCCCAACGGAGCCAUGAAAAAAAGGGGAGGAGGACCAUUCCAAGGCGCUCCAAAAAAAAUGCAAAAGUUGUUUAUAGGAAGAAGAGGUCUCCCCCCAAUUGGAAUAACCAUCAAAGUAGAAAAAACAAAUCAUCAGAAAGUUAUAAAAAAAAAAUGAAGGAUAGAAAAAUAUGCGAUGGGGAAUUAUUACUAGAACUGGUUGGGCACAGCAAAACAGGGAAGGGGCUCUUCUUCAAAAAUAAUUACCUCCUCAGUAAUGGGGAUGAUAAAAACAUAUUCAUCUAUGACAUUAAUGGUAACACCGUGCGGGCUAGCGAAAAUAAAUGUGAAAACGGUCAUAUAAACGAUCAUAUAAAUGAUCAUAUAAACGAUCAUAUAAAUGAUAAUAUAAAUGAUCACGUAAAUGAUCAUGUAAAUGUGUCUAAAAUGAAACCGUAUAUUUCAAUCAAGACGAAUGAACUGUAUAGCAAUGUGAGGUGGCUGUAUGAUUCGCUAGUUAUAGGUUCUACGUACAGUGGCUACUUCUCCCUGUUUGACAUCAGGAUGAGGAAUAAAAAUGUGCACGGUGGCUACAACGUGGACGCACUGCGCGAUGGCAAUGUGAACGUUAGUAGCAACGUAAAUGUGCACUCCGUCCACAAGAAAAUCACCAAGUACGAAAUUUCAGAUAUUGACAAGUACAACAACGAUGAUAACAAUCUCAUCUGUAUGAGUUCCUUAAACAACAUUUUCAUUUUUGAUUUACGUUUUAUUAAUAAUAACUUGCCCUACAAAGUUAUUCAUGAUAACUCUUAUAAUAACUAUGGCCUUAACGAACCCUACUUCGAUCCUUACCAGACAUCUGUACAGAACGGAGAAUUCAGUAGCCCCACCAAUGUGAAUUACUUUUACGACCAUUCAUACAAUAAUUAUUACAACGAAGAUUUUUUCAAUUCUGAUACUUUUAUCCAUUCCCUUUUUUGGUGUAACAUUGAAGGAUUUAAUUAUAUCGGUUCCCUCAAUAACAAGGGAAUUAUUAACGUGUUCGACGUGAACAAAAGCAAGCACCACUGCGUUUUCACGUAUGGAUGCAAGUACAUCAAGUUGUUUAAAUUCAACCCAUACAAAAUCAACAACUUUGUCUCUGUGGAUAAGAAUAACAUCCUCAUCCUGUUCACUCUCCCCGAUCAUAUAUACAAGAGCGACCUGGACUUGUAUCUGCAGGAUAACUUCCGCGAGGAGUAG
Molecule: messenger RNA, 2337 nt
Organism: Plasmodium knowlesi strain H
Lineage: Eukaryota; Apicomplexa; Aconoidasida; Haemosporida; Plasmodiidae
Product: WD repeat-containing protein, putative
Exons: 1
Coding region: 1-2337 (778 amino acids)
Molecular function (GO): protein binding
Source: RefSeq, a predicted model, not a curated record